Messenger RNA from Capsicum annuum, 675 nucleotides. RefSeq lists its product as uncharacterized. Lineage: Eukaryota; Viridiplantae; Streptophyta; Magnoliopsida; Solanales; Solanaceae. The record is from RefSeq and is a predicted model, not a curated record. The transcript has a single exon. The coding region runs from base 1 to 675 and encodes 224 amino acids.
AUGUCUGGUUACCUAAAAUUCAUGAAUGAUCUGGUAAGUAUUAAGCGGAUAGUGAGCUAUGAGCCUGUUGAUAAUAUUCAUCACUAUAGUGUUGUUGCUUCUAGAUUGUUGAUAGAAAAGAAAGAAGACCCCGGAGAUUUUACCAUUCCUUGCACCAUUGAGUAUUUCAACAUCUCUCGGGAUUUAUGUAUUCUAGGAGAAAGCAUUAAUCUUAUGACACUGGUGGUGUUUAAGAAGUUGGGGCUGGGGGCACCCAAACUAAUGUUGAUGAGAUUGUUAAUGGCUGACUGGAUAAUGAAAAAGCCAGUUGGUAUUCUUUUUGACUUUUUGCUAAAUGUGGUGUUGUUCAACAUUUUAGCCGAUUUCCUGAUACUUGAUUGUGAGGUGGACUUACAAGUCCCAAUCAUCUUUGGCAGACCCUUCCUACCGACAAUUAGGGCAUUGGUUGAUAUGGAAUUGGGGAAGAUAAGGUUCAUAAAUAACGAUGAACAGGUAAACUUCAAUAUAUGCCAGUCAAUGCAGAAACCAUACAUUAUGACAUUUGUGUCUAUAAUAGAAUCAAUUGAUAACAAAAUAAAUGCAGUGUCUGUACUAAUUGAAAGGAGGUUGGGUGUUGAAGCACUAGCAGUGGUGAUUAUGAAUUUCAACGUUGAUGGAAUUGAGGAAUAUGAUUAG